Molecule: messenger RNA, 1588 nt
Organism: Benincasa hispida (wax gourd)
Lineage: Eukaryota; Viridiplantae; Streptophyta; Magnoliopsida; Cucurbitales; Cucurbitaceae
Source: RefSeq, a predicted model, not a curated record
GUCUGCUAUACAUUUUAAAGAGGAAGAUCUACAAGCAACUGGAGGGGUGGAUGUAACAGAUGCAGGAAACAUUCUGGUGAAUGAAGUAUUGACAAUCGGGAAAAAUGACUGCUCAUACUUGCCAGUUUCCGUGAACAGAAUCAAUGAAGUAUCAAUGAAACAAGAUGAACCUGAGCUUGAAAAAGUUCAACAUGAAUUGUUAGAUAUGGAUCCAAUUGGUGGAGACAUAAAUGAAGAUAGAAAUAUUACAGCUGGAAAGGUUGUUCAACCCUUGAAUACGUUUGAGCCUACUGUCUCUCGUCCAACUUUUUUAGGGAAACUGGAAUCAUCUGCAGAAAAUGACUUGCAAAAUAUAAAUGAUAAAAAUGCUGGGUGUGAGGGAAGUAAAAUUAUAGUGACAGUGACAGAUUCCUCCCAUGAAGUGAGAGGCAGUAACCAGCAAGAAGGAAAAGAUGAUUGCAAAGACAGAGUUGACUCGGCUUCUCCAAGUAGUUGUGGUAUGCAUUGGAUUCAAAGGAAAGGCAAGGAAAAGGCUCUGUCUGAUGGUGAUGUUCAUGGAAGAAUGUUGAAUAAUGAUGACAACAGCUAUGGAAGUGUUGAAAGCUGUAACAGUGCUUUUCGUUCAACGUCUAAGAGGCGAUGGAGCUUUGAACAACACUUAAUUGUUGGGAACAAAAGAGCCAAAAAGCAAGACCAUAAUGGUCCAACAUCAAACCUUGGUCAAGAUAGCUCUUUCAUGAAAUGGAUAUCUAACAUGACGAAAGGAUUCGCAGAAUCGAUACAAGAUGAGGCACCUUCUCUUGGCCUUACCCUUGCAAAGUGUGAUGUUGAACAGGGGGGCCUGAAUGAAGAACCGAUGGACAAGAAGAUCAAUGCUCCUGGGUUCAGUGGCGUUGGUUUCCAAUCUAUCUUCCGGUCCUUGUAUAAUCCAAUAAUGAGAGGUGAGGAAGGAGCACCUGGUGCAAUUUGUCAAGCCAAACAAGAAGCUAAGGAAAUUGAAAUGAUUAAAAAUAGUUGUGAUCUUAGUCCAACUCCAAUAGCCUGUUUUGGAGAGUCUGAUCACUUCGGCAAACAACUACUGCCAAACAAUGAGAAUGAGCCAGAGCUUAUAUCCGGAGAUGGACCAACCCUGCUAAUACAGCUGAAGAAUUCACCUGAAAUUUCUUGUGGCAGUCAUCAAAGUCAUAAAACCAGGUCUCAGGAGAACCAGAAUUCAUGCAAUCUUAUAAGUGUUGCUGGAACAGGUGAAGCUAUGCACUCUCCUUUGGGUAAGUGCAAGUCAAACAGUACAGAGAAUGUUGACUGUGAUCUACUAUGUGGAAAGAUUAACCAUACUACUGGUAAUGCGAGUGAUCCUCUCAAAAGCUUGUGGAUUUCCCGUUUUGCUGCCAAAGCAUCUGGAUUUAUGGCAAACCCAGAAACUUGCAACCUAAAUACCAAGGAUGAUUCCCAAUGUUCCAUGCACAGCCCUAGACAUAUUCCUUGCCCUCAAAAUCACAUUGAUCAUCAUUCCAUGGAUGACUUAGAUACUGCCGUUAGUAAGGAACAACACACCACAGCAAAUAGAGAGAAGCUAGAAACUCUCUAA